Molecule: messenger RNA, 1662 nt
Organism: Pygocentrus nattereri (red-bellied piranha)
Lineage: Eukaryota; Metazoa; Chordata; Actinopteri; Characiformes; Serrasalmidae
Exons: 15
Coding region: 1-1506 (501 amino acids)
Source: RefSeq, a predicted model, not a curated record
AUGGCCCUCCUUCAGUACACUGCUGCAGAGCUUCUUCGACUCCGCUUCCACCCGGCUGGCCCUCCACCUGUGGCGCUUCACCUCCAUCCGGACAUCGCUUUCAAUCCCCGUCGCAAAUACAUUCACCGUGGGUCACGGCUAAACUUCACUACCAGUAACAGUGACUCUAUACAAUCCUUCUGGUCUAGAACUCGUCGUCCUCCCCGCAAUACUGACCGGGGUGUCAACCGCGAUGUAUUAGCCCACCUGGCAAAGUCGGCUAACUCUUCCAUCAAGCACCGCAGUUCCAACGUGAACUUCGGUCUUUUAAACGUCCGCUCUCUUACUGGUAAGGGUCAUCUCAUCCAGGAUGUCCUUCGCGACUCUUUGCACAUUUUCGAGGCAAACGUGGUGUCCAGGAUCAGUGCCCUGACCCGCUCCUGUGUGGUGAUACCGUGCACCUUCCAGAUCGGAGACGUGCCUGUCACCCGGCUCCGUGGCCUGUGGUACACCAACAACGGGGAAUAUGUUUACCAUACUGGACAGACCAACAUUCUGGACAACUUUAAAGGUCGCACAAAGCUGUUGGGGGACACAAAUGAGCAGAACUGCACUUUAGAGAUCGAUGAUGUCCAAGCCCAUGAUAAUGGGCCAUUUUGUUUCCAUGCAGAAAAGGGUAGCGACAAGUAUAGGUUUAACCACAGCUGCGUUUUCAUUGUGAUGAAAGCAACUCCUGACAAGCCUGUGAUCUCGGAUCUUCCUGAAGAGCUGGAGCCAGGCAAGAGGUAUACAAUUAGCUGUUCUGUCACCCACACGUGCCCCUCACACCCCCCAACUAUAACCUGGAGUAUUCCAACUGUCAAGAAAGUGGUGAGCCACACAGAGACAAGUGGAGGCCAGUGGAAAACAAUCUCAACAGUUACUUACGUACCAACUGGCUACGAAAAAGAAGAAGACCUUAUUUGCACAGCCUCAUUCUGGAGAGGAAAGAAACAAGAGCAUUCAGUCGAGCUUCCUUUGAAAAGAUAUGAGGGGCUGGGAAUGGAGACCGUAGGACCUUACAUCCUCGCACCACUGUUCCUAGUUUUACUUCUUUGUGGUGUAGCUAUAGCUGGAACUAUCAUUUAUAAGAAGAGGGCUAGGCGGAUGCCUUCAGACGGAGAGAGGACUGAGAAAAGGAGAUCAGUGUGGGCCCAAUUAUCCAGGAGAGCUGAUGGAACUGCAAGCUGGCUGCCAUCUGUAAAAAGAAACAAUGUACCAGCACGGCCACCAAAACCUGAGAAAAGACAGAGCAUCUGGAACCGCUUUUCCAGAAGAGGUCCAGUAGACAGUGCCGCUCUGAUGGUGGAGUGCAACGCACCCCAAAGGCCACCGAAACCUGAGAAAAGGCGCAGCAUCUGGAGUCGCUUUUCCAGGAGAGUUCCAGAUCAGACAGUGGGGUACAAUGUCCCAAAAUCCUACAACAAAUCAGGAGGAGGCUGUUCGGCUCAUUAUGAUGAAGAUUUCGGCUUAUAUGGAAAUGCAUGAUGAUGGAUGCGAAGAUUCUAUGAAGGACAAAGCAACAACAUGUUUCCUUUUUAAUGAUAUAUGUUCUGUACUUCUAUACGAUCCAUUUCAUAGCACCUAAUUAAGAUUUGAUUUACAAUAUGUCCAAAAGUUUGUAGACACCUGCUCAUCCAGCAU